Messenger RNA from Scomber japonicus (chub mackerel), 1854 nucleotides. Its product is annotated as dnaJ homolog subfamily B member 9-like. Bases 72 to 770 code for a protein of 232 amino acids. Lineage: Eukaryota; Metazoa; Chordata; Actinopteri; Scombriformes; Scombridae. The transcript has 3 exons. Gene Ontology annotation, molecular function: misfolded protein binding; protein-folding chaperone binding. Gene Ontology annotation, cellular component: endoplasmic reticulum. The record is from RefSeq and is a predicted model, not a curated record.
UGAUAGAAGUAUCCCCAGGCUGCGUGUCACCAAGUCUCCAGCCACAAAAAAAAGGUGCCAAAACCACCAGUAUGGCUACGGCACAGUCUGUGUUGCUGCUAGCAGUGCAUGUUCUGCUGAUCUCAGAGUUCAUCCUGGCUAAGAGAGACUACUAUGACAUCCUGGGGGUGCCGAAAGAUGCCACUGACCGCCAGAUCAAGAAGGCCUUCCAUAAGCUGGCCCUAAAGUACCAUCCAGACCGAAAUAAGGGCCCUGACGCCGAGGUUAAAUUCAGAGAAAUAGCAGAGGCCUAUGAAACGCUAUCAGAUGAUAAGAGGAGGCGAGAAUAUGACCAGACUGGCCAUGGCCCGUCUCCAGGGGAGGGCCAUGGAGGAGGAGGAGGAGGAGGAGGCAGUUUCAACCACAACUUCAACCAGCACUUCCAGUCCUUCAACUUCGAUGACCUUUUCAAAGACUACGACCCAUUUGGUCAGCAACAGCAACACCAACACCACUUCCACUCCCACAGUCAUGCCCACCAAAAGAGACACUCUGACAGCCAUUUCCAGGCUCACCGGGAGGCCAUGAACAGGCAGAGGAGACAGUUUCAGCAGGGGUCUUUCGGUGGAGGAUUGUUUGACGACAUGUUUGAGGACUUGGAAAAGAUGUUCUCCUUUAAUACGCACAGUUCCAGAACUGAGAGCAGAUUCCAGAGCUCGGGGAAGCAGCACUGCAGAACAGUGACCCAGCGUAGGGGCAACAUGGUGACCACCUUCACCGACUGCUCCUGAGAGAAGCAGAGCAUGGAAAGCGGCUCUCUUCGAAGAACAGCCACUUGGGACACUGCUGGGUUACGGUCUUUUAGUUGUGGUUUUGGAAUUGAAUGCUAAUUUAUCACUGGGUGGAAUAAGAACAUGGUUUUGUGUGGCUUUUGUAAUUUACCGUAUGUAAUAUCCUCCAGGAACAAAUAUCAAAGUUGGCCUAAUGAAACGGCUGCUUCCGAGCAAUAACUCACACACAUUAUGGCUCACAGCACAGAAAUACGUCUUAUGUUUUAUUGGAAUACCUCCCUCGGUCUCCAGGUUUGUCGUGUUUACUUUUGUCAGUGAAAAUGAAUAAUUUUUAUGAUGGUACACUCUUGUUGUCUCAGGUAUGGCAUUAAAAGAUCAUUUAAAUAGAUUUUUUCUUAUGAAAGCAGUCAGGCAAUAAGAUGUAUUAAACAUUCAUUCACUCAAGAUUUUUAAGCCAUAGACUAUUUUUGUGAUCCCUAAAGCUUUUGCUGGUGUAAAACCAUCUAAGCCGAGUGUACGCUGACAUUGUACAUUUUCUUUCUUGGUUUUUAUUCAUUAGCUUAAAGACUGGCUAAAGUGACACAGUAUCAAAAUUCUUUUAACUCUCACAAAUUUGGAUGUAAAGCGCUUGCAUCAGAUUUUGCUGUGAAAAUGGAGCCUCACCUCGAGAGAUGUGUGCGAGUUAUCAACUGUUACCUCGUUUUUAGUUUUCUUCCUCUAGAGAUGCAUCUACCUUCAAACAGUCAGGCUAGGAAAGGAAAAUCAGUCUCGUGACAAAUGCUGGUAAACUUAACAACAGGCAAAGUUUGUGUACUCACUCAAAUGUUUGGUCUGAAAAGUUAUUUUCCUGAACUGAUCAUAAUGUGCAAUAUUUAGCACCUUUGCUCUUCAUGUUGCCUAUCUUUCAUAGACAGUGCUGUAUAAAUGUCAUUGUCUAACGUUCGCACUUUGUGUAUGUGUGACUGUGUGUUUGUUUGUAUGUAUGUGUGUGUGUGUGUGUGUGUGUGCGCGCAUGCUGAGAGUUCCCUGAAUGUUGAUUGAUUGGAUAAUGUUUGAAGAAUGAAUAAAAAGUUACAAGAGCAAA